Molecule: messenger RNA, 1625 nt
Organism: Setaria italica (foxtail millet)
Lineage: Eukaryota; Viridiplantae; Streptophyta; Magnoliopsida; Poales; Poaceae
Product: probable carboxylesterase 18
Exons: 1
Coding region: 311-1372 (353 amino acids)
Molecular function (GO): hydrolase activity
Source: RefSeq, a predicted model, not a curated record
CGUAAAUAUGCCACGACAGAAACCCAGGGCGGCGACCUGCUAGAUUGUGACCGCGCGCGACAGCCCGCUGCGCGCCGACCGGACCCACCAGUCAGCGAAAGUAAAGAUCGUGCGCGUCCCCGUCUCGCUAGAAUUUUAGCGCGCAACGGACAGAGGAGGAAGACGACGGUGGACACAGGGACAGCCUUGUCGUGCCCUCCGAGACUCUUCCCACUCCAAGAGUCCAGCGCCACACGAACUCUCUCUCUCUCUCAACCCCCUCCUCAGCGCAGAAGCAGAGCGGAGCGGGAGCCAGCAGCGACAGACAGCCAUGGGGCAGGCCGCCGGGGACCCGGCGCCGGCGGUGGAGACGGCCAAGGGGCGCGUGGCGCCGCCGAUGCCGUGGAGGACGCGGCUGGUCGUGCUGGCGGCCGGCUACGUCACCGACGCCACCCGCCGCGCCGACGGCACCGUCAACCGCCGCCUCCUCGCCGUCCUCGAUAAGGGCGUCGCCGCGUCGGGGACCCCGCGGAACGGCGUCGCGUCGCGGGACGUCGACAUCGACGACCCCGCCGUGCCACUCCUCCGCGCGCGCCUCUUCUACCCCGCGGCCGGCGGCGUCGGCGCGGAGGACGAGGAGGGCCACCGGCCGCUCCCCGUGGUGGUGUUCUUCCACGGCGGCGGGUUCGCGUACCUCUCCGCGGCGUCCCCGUCCUACGACGCCGCCUGCCGCCGCAUCGCCCGCCACGCGCGCGCCGCGGUGCUGUCCGUCGAGUACCGCCGCGCGCCCGAGCACCGCUACCCGGCCGCCUACGACGACGGCCUCGCCGCGCUCCGCUUCGUCGGCAACCACCACCACCACGACCACCAACCGCCGGUCGACGCCUCGCGCUGCUUCCUCGCCGGGGACAGCGCGGGCGGCAACAUCGCGCACCACGUCGCGCGCCGCUACGCCCUCGACCCCUCCGCGUUCCCCCGCGUCCGCCUCGUGGGCCUCAUCGCCAUCCAGCCCUUCUUCGGCGGGGAGGAGCGGACGCCGGCCGAGCUCCGGCUCGACGGCGCGCCCAUCGUGAACGUCCCGCGCACCGACUGGAUGUGGCGCGCGUUCCUGCCCCCCGGCGCCGACCGCUCCCACGAGGCGUGCUCCCCGGCCGCCGCGGUGGCGGGGAUCAAGUCCGCCCCGGCGUUCCCGCCGGUCACGGUCGUUGUCGGCGGGUACGACCCGCUGCAGGACUGGCAGCGGCGGUACUGCGACGCGUUGCGCCGCGAGGGGAAGGAGGUGCGGGUGCUCGAGUACCCCGACGCCAUCCACGCGUUCUACGUGUUCCCGGAGUUCCCGGACGCCAAGGACCUCAUGCUAAGGAUCAAGGAGAUCGUCGCCGGCAGCGAGUGACGGAGGAUUAGGUUGGUGGAUGUGGAUGUGGAAUUGCGUUGCGUGACGUACUGGGGUCAGUGACGUGGACUGGGACUGUGGGUGUUGUGUGACGUGGACCUCAUCAUACAGGGCGUGUGGGUCUGUGGAUGCGCCGUGCGCGUCACAAGUUAGUGUGGUACUCAUGUGAGAUCGUCGCGAUGAUGAGUGGUGCAAAUUAAUGUUGAUUUUGGUGCUCGAUGACGAUGAGUAGUCAGUGGGUCACUUUCAGCAA